CUUGACACUCUCUACACUUCUCUUUCAAGAAGAUACAUGACCAACACGCAGUAAAGGGUGGUUAGUUGAGCAUCCUUUGUCGAAAGUUUAUAUUAUGUAUUCAGAAAGUUACACGAAGUAUAUAUGUCAAAAAUACUUUUUGUACGUAUACAUUAUUUUUUUGCUACGCGUGUCCAGCAUACUAUACUCAGCACUACCCACACGUACAUAAUGAAAGAGAUGCAACCGAUGGCACAGCAUACUAUACUCAGCAAUACCCAAGCCUUGUUGGAUGGAAAUUCGAAUGCAGGAUCUUCUUUCACCAACAGUCUGGCUACAUCUUGAUGUUGGCUCCGCACGGCCUUGUGCAGCGCUGUAUCUCCAUUCUCAUCUGUCAUCCUCAUGAGUGUCUCCUUAUGAUGCUCAUCUAUACUAAGUAGCAAGUGGGCUAAUUCGAUGUGACCUUCGUUAUCUGCUAUGUGAAGUGCAGUCUAAUUCUUCUUGUUCUGAUGGCAUAACAAUGCUGGACUAAUCUUAAGGACUUCUUCCACGAAACGGGAGUGGCCAAAAUUUGCCGCCACGUGUAAGAUUGUGUUGCCCGUUGGAGUGAUUUGGUACUCAUUUUCUGCAUCCCUUUUCAGAUAUUCAGAAAGUACGAAAUCACCAUUACUGAUAUUGUCUUCCACCGCAGCAUUGUACAAGGUUGGAUCCAUUUUCGUUUUUUUUAUUUGGUUUCCAGUGAGUUCUUUGCUUUCUCUGGAUGAAAUAUUAUAUAGAAACAUUCUGAACACCACACAGAUCUUUGCAUUCGAUCAAAAGAAAGGUACUUAUUGUUUGCUUUGAUCAGAAGAAAGGAAUUUGAAAAGAAAAAACAUGAAUAAAAACAUCUUUGUCUUGGGAGGUUUAAUAAGUUCUUAAAACUGUUCAUGAUAUUCUUUUAGUUUUGACAUGAAAGCGGAAUAGGAAAACAUCAAAUUCCCUUUCUUGAGAUCAAGGCAAGCACCAGAUCUCUUUCUUCUUUGAAUACAUUAAGAAUCUAAUUAGUUUUUCCUAUAUAUAAUAAUGUUUCAUCAGAGAAAGCAAAGGACUCACAGGAUUGUCAUUGGGAGAUCUUGGAUAAAACUCCAAAUCCAAAAUGGAUCCGACCUUGUAUAAAGCUGCGAUGGGAGGCAAUAUUGGAGAUGCCAAUUUUCUACUUGCUGAUCAUUUGAAAAGGCAUGAAGAAAACGGCUACCAAGUCACUCCAAAGGGUAAUACGGUCCUUCAUGUGGCAGCCCUCUAUGGCCACUCCCAUUUCGCGGCAGAAGUCCUUAAGGUUACUCCGGCAAUGUUACGCUGUCAAAACAAGAAAAAUGAAACCGCUCUUCACAUAGCAGCUAACGAAGGGAACACUGAAGUAGUACGUGUGCUACUUGCACGUAUAGAAGAUCAUAAUAUUAAGAAGAAACUCACGAGGAUGACGGAUGCUAGUGGAGAUACAGCCCUGCACAAGGCCGUGAGGAGCCAACAUCUAGAUGUGGUUAAGCUCUUGGUGAAAGAAGAUUCUGAAUUUGAAUUUCCGCCUAAUCAUGCGCAAGAGACGCCACUGUAUCUGGCGGCUGAAUCUGGUUUUCAUGAUGCUUUGAUUAUCAUCUUGGAAUCCUGCAAGAAACCAACUAACGCUGCAGGUCCAUCUAAUAGAACGCCGCUGCAUGCAGCAGUAAUUCAGGAACAUAAAGAUUGCAUUAGAUCACUCUGGCGAUGGAAUAAGCCUUUAUGCGAGGAACCUGACUUAUGGGGUUGGAAUUCACUGCACUAUGCUGUUAAAUUAGGAAUGGAAGACGUAGUUUCUGAUAUGCUGGCGUGGAAAAAAUCCUUAGUGUACCUUCCGGCAGGCAGUGAAAAUGACUGGACGACAGCAAUUCUCAUUGCAGCCAGUGAAGGUGACGUAAACAUGAUAAAGAAGCUUUUAAAUCACUGCCCUGAUUGUCACGAUAUGCUUAACAGCAACAGUCAAAAUGCUCUUCAUGUUUCCGUAUUGAACAAUCAAGACGAGGUAGUCCGCUUCUUAUUAGACUCUGAUAAGUGCGACAGCCUUGUUGAUGAACCAGAUAGCGACGGCAACACUCCUCUCCAUUUGCUUGCUGCCUCUGGUAACCAUGUGCCUGAAUUAAUAAACCAUCCUAGAGCAAAGAAGAUGUCAUUUAACAAAGAAAACCAGACUCCACUUGAUAUAGCAUUGUCAUGCAAAGCGACAACAAAGAAGAUCCGCGAAGAGCAUAUGUUGAGUAAAGGGAAAAGGAGCAACGUUCGCCAGUCUCAUGGGGCAAUGGGAGCCAACGAGCGCCAUUAUUGUUUUGAUUGCAUUAGAUCACUAUGGCGAUGGAAUAAGCCUUUAUGCGAGGAACCAGACUUAUGGUGUUGGAAUUCACUGCACUAUGCUGUUAAAUUAGGAAUGGAAGACGUAGUUUCUGAUAUUCUGGCAUGGAAAAAAUCCUUAGUGUACCUUCCGGCAGGCAGUGAAAAUGAUUGGACGACAGCAAUUCACAUUGCAGCAAGUGAAGGUGACGUAAACAUGAUAAAGAAGCUAUUAAAUCACUGCCCUGAUUGUCGCGAUAUUCUUAACAGCAACAAUCAAAACGCUCUUCAUGUUGCCGUAUUUUUCAAUCAAAAUGAGUUAAUCUGCUUCUUAUUAGACUAUGAUGAGUACGACAGCCUUGUUGAUGAGCCAGAUAGUGACGGAAACACUCCUCUCCAUUUGCUUGCUGCCUCUGGUAACCAUGUGCCUGAAUUAAUAAACCAUCCUAGAGCAAAGAAGAUGUCAUUUAACAAACAAAACCAGACCCCACUUGACAUAGCAUUAUCACGCAUAGUGACAACAGAGAAGGAGAAAUUGGUGCGGGAUUUGUGUAGCAUCGGCCGAUUUGGAAAACGUGACUUAGAGGUAAAGCGUAAGUGUGAGUACAUGCCACUGACGAAAGAUGAUCGCGAUAAAGCUGAAAAGGCAUAUCAAACAGCAGUCGAAGGAAUUAUGAAGGUAGCUCAAAUCCAUAUUGUUGUGGCCCACUUUAAUAAUGACAGUCACUUUCGCCGCUGGUAUCACAUUGCCAGGAGGUUUUGAGAGCGACCCCGGUAGCUCUAAUCAAGGGAUGGCGAUUCUAAUAAGGAAAACAGCAUUUCGUACAUUUGUUGUUUCCGAUGCGAUUGCCUUCACAUUCUUAGCUUUUGCUAUAUUUAUCUAUUUCAUCAUGGCAGGUCAUAGCAGAUUUCCUCAACGUAAAAAAAUUGUAAUUAAGUUUUUUAAUCUCGCCGGUUUUUGUCUGUGCAUUUCAAUGUUAGCAGUUGUAAUUGCAUUCGCAAUGGGUAUGUUUGCUACUUUAUCACAUUCACUUGGUCUUGCUGUUACUGUCUAUUUCAUAGGUUGCCUCACUAUUUUAUUGUACUUCUUGGUUCUUAUUUAUAUAGAUAGGAGUCUAGUGAGACAUGAAUAGCUAGCUACUACUUGUACUUAUUGCUUGCAGAUAUAUAAUUCAACUACAUAUUUCAGUUUUUACCCAAUGCCUUGAAUUACAUAUGAAAGAUAAGGUUUUUUAGUCCAUUACAUGUUAUUUUCUUCUAUUCAAAUUAUAAGUUGUCGCAGGAGAUCAUUUUUUACAAUGCUAUAGACCCAAUGUACAUUCUCUAAAUAAUCUAUGGUACAACAACAACAAUAUACGCAGUUAAAACUCCGCAUGUGGAGUUUGAG
Molecule: messenger RNA, 3703 nt
Organism: Capsicum annuum
Lineage: Eukaryota; Viridiplantae; Streptophyta; Magnoliopsida; Solanales; Solanaceae
Product: ankyrin repeat-containing protein ITN1
Exons: 5
Coding region: 1115-3079 (654 amino acids)
Cellular component (GO): plasma membrane
Molecular function (GO): protein phosphatase 1 binding; protein phosphatase regulator activity
Source: RefSeq, a predicted model, not a curated record